Messenger RNA from Musa acuminata AAA Group (dessert banana), 1807 nucleotides. Its product is annotated as protein trichome birefringence-like 10. Gene Ontology annotation, cellular component: Golgi apparatus. The coding region runs from base 228 to 1493 and encodes 421 amino acids. Gene Ontology annotation, molecular function: O-acetyltransferase activity. The record is from RefSeq and is a predicted model, not a curated record. Lineage: Eukaryota; Viridiplantae; Streptophyta; Magnoliopsida; Zingiberales; Musaceae. The transcript is spliced from 4 exons.
UCUUCCGCUCGUUCUUCCUCCCCUGUUCCUUCCUUUUUCUUCUCAUUCCCCCACCCAUGCCUUCUUCCCGCCGGAAAAUACCUUCCCUGCUUCCGAAGCCGACGAUCCCUCUUUGGUGAACCAACGAGUCAUGGUGGUCGCCAGCUCGGGCGCGUCGUCCCACUUCUCUUCGCUUUCUCCGCAUCCCUCGCAAAGAGAAGCAUAGGCUGCGGCGGUUGCAGAGGCGGAUGAAGCCCUUCGAUCACGCCGGCGCCCUGGGCCUGCUCAUCCUCACCGUCGCCCUCCUCUUCCUCGUGCACUACGACUACCAAGGCCUCGUCCGCGUGGCGUGGCAGAGCCUGCCGGCUGGCGGCGGACGGGGGAGUUGGGUUCCGGGAGCGGCGGAGACGGAUGGCGUGGUUUGCGAUUGGUUCGAUGGCCAGUGGGUAUGGGACGAACGGUAUCCGUUGUACGAGUCGGACGGUUGUCCCUUCUUGGACGACGGUUUCCGCUGCUCCGAGAACGGGAGGCCUGACCGGAUGUACACUAAGUGGCGGUGGCAGCCCGCCGGCUGUGAUCUCCCCAGAUUUGAUGCCAAAAAGAUGCUGGAGAAGUUGAGGAACAGAAGGCUGGUUUUUGUAGGUGAUUCAAUUGGAAGAAAUCAGUGGGAGUCUCUCCUCUGCAUGCUUUCUGCUGCUGUUUCAAACAAGAGCUCAAUCUAUGAAGUAAAUGGCAACCCGAUCACAAAACAUAUGGGGUUCCUGGUGUUUAAGUUCUGGGACUACAAUUGUACUGUGGAGUAUUACAGAUCACCAUUUCUGGUGCCCCAGGGUCACGCCCCUGCAGGUGCACCCAAAAAAGUGAAGACUACUCUUAAACUGGACUGCAUGGAUUGGACAUCGUGUAGAUGGAAGGAUGCUGAUAUCCUUGUCUUCAACACUGGGCAUUGGUGGAACCAUGAGAAGACCACUAGAGGGGGUUGCUAUUUUGAAGAAGGAAAUCAGGUGAAGAUGGAGAUGAGUGUGGAUGAUGCAUAUCAGCGAUCAAUUCGGACAUUGUUAGAAUGGGUUCAUAAAGAAGUCAAUAGGAGUAAGACCCAAGUCAUCUUCCGCACAUAUGCUCCUGUUCAUUUCAGGACUGGUAACUGGAAAACAGGAGGGAAUUGUCACCUGGAGACACUGCCUGACUUGAGUCCUCCACAACCAUCCUUGGAAGCAUGGGCGCAUUUCUUGAAACCAUUUAGUGAUACGCCAUCGAACAAGAAUUCUACUACUACUGCUACAAGUGAGGCGUUGGGAUUGGAUUUGCUCAACGUGACACAGAUGACAGCUCGGAGGAAAGACGGACAUUUGUCUAUAUUCUACCUUGGUAAGACUGCGCAUGCUCCACUCCACCGGCAGGAUUGCAGCCAUUGGUGCCUACCUGGGGUUCCGGAUGCAUGGAAUCAGCUUCUCUAUGCACUUUUCAUGAGACGAGAAAAGUCCAUACUACACAAUACGGGGCUCCUCUACUAGAGAAUUUUGAAAUCCCUGUUGAUUAACUUGCACAUCGACCUCUUUUACGGACUCUGACAGUGACUAUGUGGCACACGAUGUGGAAAGCAAUCACUUAGAAUGAGGAUCACAUCGACAGAUGGUUCAGAAAAAAAAGAAAACACCAUAAAAAGCACUCAGAUGACUGACAGGUCAGCUUCACUGUUAUCACUAGCUUAUUUGUGAUUCUUGAUGGACUUGGAAGUCGGUCUGUGUUGAUACAUUCAAUAUUGCUCCAGUGUGUGUAUAUAUAUAUAUACUUUUUUCAAAAAAAAUAUCACAAAUUAAAAAAUUCA